This is a messenger RNA of Gadus morhua (Atlantic cod), 2564 nucleotides long. RefSeq names its product ADP-ribosylation factor GTPase activating protein 2 (gene arfgap2). The coding region runs from base 43 to 1653 and encodes 536 amino acids. Gene Ontology annotation, biological process: COPI coating of Golgi vesicle. NCBI's taxonomy places the organism in Eukaryota, Metazoa, Chordata, Actinopteri, Gadiformes, Gadidae. The transcript has 16 exons. Gene Ontology annotation, molecular function: GTPase activator activity. The record is from RefSeq and is a predicted model, not a curated record.
CCCGUAGUUACGUCAGAGAAUAUAACUUGUCUUUUUGGCAAGAUGGCUACUGAACCAAAUAAGACUGAAAUCCUUACCAUUUUUAAACGAUUAAGAUCUAUUCCCACAAACAAGGCAUGUUUUGACUGUGCAGCAAAAAACCCAAGUUGGGCCAGUAUUACAUAUGGAGUGUUCUUAUGCAUCGACUGCUCUGGAAUCCACCGUUCCCUGGGAGUGCACCUCAGUUUCAUCAGAUCUACAGAGUUGGAUUCCAACUGGAACUGGUUUCAGCUAAGAUGUAUGCAGGUUGGUGGCAAUGCCAAUUCGACUGUCUUCUUUCGGCAACAUGGGUGUGCAACAAAUGAUACCAAUGCCAAGUACAACAGCCGGGCUGCCCAGAUGUACCGGGAGAAGAUUAGACAACAAGCCAAUUCUGCAUUGGCCAAAUAUGGAACCGAUUUGUGGAUAGAUACUUCUGGAGGAGUGGUUGCAAGUGUUGCCCCGGAGAAAAAAGCAGCUGACUUCUUUGCAGAGCAUACGCAGGCUGCAAACGACUGGUCCAUGGCAUUCCCAUCGCUUUCAGAGCAUAAUGGAGCCAUGGUCACUCCCCAGCUCAUGGAUACAAUUGCAAAGACCCAGGAGCCCAUCAAACAACUGGAAGAAGGCCCAAGCAUUGAUGGACUGGGUUCAUCCCCUAAAGCUGCCAUUGAUGUAAAACCGUCCCUCAUUGGAAAGAAAAAGCCCAUGACCACUAAAAAGGGGCUGGGGGCCAAGAAAGGCCUGGGUGCCCAGAAGGUGAGCAGCAAGAGCUUCUCGGAGGUGGAGAAGCAGGCGCAGGUGGCGGAAAAGAUGAGGGAGGAACAGCUGGCGGAGGCCAAGAAGAAUUCUGAGGACUCCAUCGUGGCCUCCAUGCGUCUGGCCUACAAGGAGCUGGAGAUCGACCGGAAGAUGGAGGACAAGAAGAUCCAGAACAUGGAGGGCAAGAAGAGGGAGCAGGCCGAGAGACUGGGCAUGGGCUUGGGCCACCGCAGCGCCAUGUCUCACUCUGUGAUGUCGGAGAUGCAGGUGAUCGAACAGGAGACUCCUGUGGGGAUCAAGUCUUCCACACGCUCCAAACUUGACCUGUUUGACGAGCCGGGCUUCACAUCUGGUCCCCCUAAAUACAAGGACAACCCGUUUACCGUGGGAGACAGUUUUGGGUCCCGCUGGGACACUGAUGGAGGUACAGCCUCCUUUAGCGCCUCCUGGGCUCUAGACAAAGAGGAGCCCAAAGAAGAGGUCACCAUUUCAAGCAUCCAGCCCAUAGGAGAGAGGCUACCCAGCAGGAGGAAAGCGGAGGUGUCCGCGCCUGUGGCCGAGUCCAGCGAGGCUCGACAGAAGUUUGCCAACGCCAAGGCCAUCUCCUCAGACAUGUUCUUCGGCCGGGAGAGCAGUGCGGACUAUGAUACCAAGACAAGACUGGAGAGCAUGUCUGGAAACAGUGCCAUCAGCUCAGCUGACCUGUUUGGAGAGAACUCGGACCGCUCAGCAGGGGCAUCGAGCUUAGACAAUGUUCUUCCUUCUGGCCCGGACAUCGCACAGUUCAAACAGGGAGUAAAGACUGUGGCGGGCAAGAUGGCGGUCCUGGCCAAUGGUGUCAUGAAUACCAUCCAGGAUCGCUAUGGUUCUUAUUGAGGCAUGGAACGGAGUGACCCUCAUCUAUCUGACGAGAAAGAUCUAGUACAAGCGAGGGCAGAGCGUGAACCUGUCUCCUGAGUGACCCUGGCAUACCCAACGGACGAGAUGGAUCCAGCCGACCGGUCUGUGUUUGAGGUGACGAGACAGCUGUGGAAAAGCGACAUCCUCGUUAUUCACUGUCUGAGGACAAUUAUCCGGAGAGAGGCAGUAUUGGUGUUUUCUCAGGCUCGCCUGUGGAAUCUUGAUUUCAAAAUGAGUUUGAGAUGAAAACUGCUUUAUUUUAUUCACAAAAAUAUGGUGUUAAUUUUAUUGUCAUGUGAUUACUUUUAUUUAGUCAUUGAAAUUGAGAAUUAUCCUUUGUUUUUCUAACUCAAGAAAAAAACAUGAGGUUCCAUUGCCACGUUUCUCCAGUAAACAUUUAUUUUGCUCUAGGCACAGACAGGCAAGAAGCUAACGGCGUGAAUAGACGUUGUCCCCUCCAUUGUCUGUUGUGUUGUGGGACACCACCUCAGCUAGGUUGUGUUUUACCUCAGUGUUUUCUCCCACUAACAGUGGAAGAUGUAUCCCAUCACCAAGAGGGACCAUCUCAAUUUGUUUAUAGGGUUUUAUUGAUGUUUGCGAUGAUUGUCUGAACAGCAUUGACUUUUGAGUGAGAUGUCUUUAUUUUAAGAUAACUAUUAACCUAGAUGUAUAUUUUUUUUCAAUCAUGUCCUCCUAUAAAGCUGCACCAUUGCUCAUCUGGGACAAAGCCAGCAGGUUGCGUCUAUCAAAAGAAAAGUUUGUCUACUGGUAACUUCCACUUCUGUACUAAAAUAAGCAUACAGAAUUGUUUAAAGUAUAGCAUGAAUGCAAUGUGGAACUUUGUUUUUAAUAGGUUACCAGAUAAUAAACCUUUUAAGAUAUUCCUA